UCCGGUAGUGAGGUGGAUUUCUCCCGCCGACUUUCCUCCGAUGGUCGGAGCAGCAGUCCGCAGCUACUCACCGCCGACCUGCUGUCUCUGUGAGCGACACUAUCAUCUGAGCAGGAUCAUGGAAUAAACAUGGCCCACAACAGAAGCUUUUUCUUUGAAGCCCUGGAUAGAUCAGAGACCAGGCGAGAUGGAGGGUACAAGCACAACUGGAGCUUUUCUCUUUCUGAUGACAGUGAAGAGGAAAGGAGACAUGAUGCGAGCGUGGUGAGCAUGGAGGAGAUGGACAGGCAGCAGCCGACCUCCCCCGAGGAGAAAAAGUCUCCCACCCUUCGGCACUUCACCUCCUCUGAUCCCUUGAGAACGUAUGAAAACCGGUCAAAUAAUCACAUGCGGCCUCUGAACAAGCUGGGAUCCAAAAGGCUCAGUGAGGUCCCCCUCGCAGUAGCAACGUCCUCCCCCAUGCCCAACAGAACCAACUACUUCAUCAUCAGCCCCGCGCCUUCACAAGGAAUCGUUUUACAAGGACGACAUUUUCACCACGCACAGAUGCCCUCUGCAAUAAGGAAACCUGUCCAAAGAAAUGAUUUCUCCACCACACAGCAGGCUGUAGAAGUGGACAGCAUCGUCCUCACCUGUCCAGAGAUCCCAGAGGAGGAGUCCCUGAACAUCAAACGUCGCGUCCAGCAGAAGAGGAAACCGUUGGAGGGCUGCUGUAGUUUUCCUUCGCAGGUCAAAGCAACAGAGCCUCUCCGGCCGACCAUCUAUGAGUCCGUGUGCGCGAAGUGCAACAAGCCGAGCGAGGACAGCAGCAAGUGUCAGAACUGUGGGAACAGCCCGGCGCUGCUGGCCUGUCAGCAGGCCACGCUGUCGUCCCCGACCCCGCGACCCCCCAUCAGAUCCCAACCCCCUGCCGGACCGACCAGCCUGCAGCAGAACUUCUACAAACCGGCCACGACCAUGAGGGCGCCCCGCGGGGAGACGACCCUGCCGAUACGGAUCACCAGAGGAACCCUGCUGCCUCAGAGCAACGGCAGGACCCCGCUGUUAGCCGGGACGUCGAGCUACUGCGGAGCCAGGAACCCCCCCAAAGGGAAGAGGACGACGGCGGCCCAGCAGCACGAGCUCAACGACCCCAUCGUCCUGUCCAGCGACGACGAGGAGGAGGCCGACAACGCCAGCACAGGAAGCGUCAACAGACUGGACAGCGUUUCGCCUCGACCCGCGGACUCGGCGCACUCCUCACCGGCGCCCUCCGGAGGCAGAGUGGAGGCGGCGGUGAAGAGCGCCGGAGAGCAGGAGGAGAUCAAUACUGAGUUCUUCGAAGACGUCAACAUGAAGAUCACGAUACCGCGGAGAGCUCGGAUGAAAGAUCAGUUUGGAAAUCAGCCUCCUGAGCAGUUUUCACCGAGGACAAAGAAACCCAAAUUCAUGUCCAACAAGUGUGACAGCAUCAUACUGGAGUGUCGGAGCGUAAGAGUAGGAACUCUACGCAGGAUGGUGACGAAACCUGUGGUCUUUUCCAUCGACCACAUCCAGCUGGAAACUGAAGGUCCUGAGUGCAACAGCGUAGAGAAGGUUUGUCUUCGUGCGUCGGAGCUGAUCAGCUGUGAGUGGUGCAGCGUCCGGAAGCUUCCCGUCUUGUUCUUCCAGACGACUCCAACCGAGUGCACCCGCCUGCGCGCACAGCUCAACAUGUCCAAGGAGAAGGGAGGGCAGUGGUACGACUGCACCGGGGACCAGUCAGAUGAGAAGUACAUCGUCCUGAUCUUCGAGAACGGCCUGGCAAUGAAGGAGCAGAUGAUCCUGGAGGACAUCCUGGGUGAGAUCGGCAGGACCAACAGCCUCAGCAACUUCCCCGCCAAGCUGCCGUUCGAAGAGGCCAACAUCCGCCUGGUCAACUACAACAAGGCGACGAAGCAGAAGGAGGAGAAGGUGAAGCCAAUACAAACUCCUCCCAAAAUCACCCAGGUGUCCCCGGUCAGCAAGGUCACUCAGGUCACGCAGGUCGCCCCGGUGACGGCCGCCACGAUGCCCGUACGUACACGGAUGGCCACCCGCCAGCAGACCAGCACCUACUUUGAAGAUGAAGACGAGGACAUGACCGACCUCCAGCCCACCUUCUCCGGACCAAUCAUCAAAUUAAUGGUGUAUCCUCCUCCUCCAGCCAAAUGUGGCAUAUCAGUUACUAAUGAAGACCUCCACUGCCUUAAUGAUGGAGAAUUCCUUAACGACGUUAUCAUAGACUUUUAUUUAAAAUAUUUAGUUUUAGAGAAAUUGAAAAAAGAAGAUGCACAAAGAAUCCACGUGUUCAGCUCCUUCUUUUACAAGAGGCUGAACCAGAGAGAGCGGAGGAACGCUCCAGACACGACGAACCUGCCAAUCCAGAAAAGGAAGCACAACAGGGUAAAGACGUGGACUCGACACGUGGAUCUGUUCCAGAAGGACUUCAUUUUUGUUCCCAUCAACGAGUCAGCUCACUGGUACCUGGCGGUCAUCUGCUUCCCGGGCCUCGAGGGUCCGGUGUACGAGCAGAACCCGCUGUACCGCGGCUCGAUUCCGGCCUCCGCCUCGGCUGCUGCGGAUCCAACAUCAGAGGAGAACAUCCCGGACCACUGUCGUCCUCUGUCCCCGGACAGAGACGGCCUGGACAGCUCCUCGGACCAGCCGUCCCCCGGCGCCCCUGAGGGCUCUGGAGACAGUCAGCCCGACGCUGACCCCGCCAAGGAGAACUCUGCCUUCACAGAUGGGGUACAGGAGUCUUCCUGUACUCCCACAAAGUCCGGCAACAGCCAGGCCAAUGGUGAACAACAGUACACAAGCGAGUUGCACAGAAUCAGUGUUUGUUACAGUUCAAGAAAAGGAGAGGACGACACCUACACCUUCUCUGAUGACCAAAGCUCCUGUCAGGACGAGUGCAGCGAGGACGGGACUCUGGCUGACGACACACUCGGCUCCGACGCCUCGGUCUUGGCCUCCAAACACAACCUGUGCCGACAGCCUUGUAUUUUAAUCAUGGACUCCCUGCGUGGUCCGGCCAGGUCGACUGUGGUGAAGACUCUGAGAGAGUACCUGGAGGUGGAGUGGGAGGUGCGUAAAGGGACUCAGCGGAGUUUCGGGAAGGACGUGAUGAGGGGCUCCAGCCCACGUGUGCCUCAGCAGGAUAACUUCAGCGACUGUGGAGUUUACGUCCUGCAGUAUGUGGAGAGCUUCUUCGAGAAUCCGAUUCCCAGUUUUCAUCUGCCGGUGAACCUGUCGGAUUGGUUUCCUCAGCAGCGGAUGAAGACGAAGCGUGAGGAGAUCAAGGAGCUGAUCCUGAAGAUUCAGGCUCAGCAAGAACUGGACAAGGAGGAGUCCGAGCAGGUCGAGGCUCCGCCCGGCUCUCCUGAGGAGCCCGAGAUCGAAGAGACUUCUGGGUCGAAGGGCCGGCCGCCAAGCCUACCCAUCAGCCCCUGAAACUACCCCACCCUCCUCCUCCUCCUCCUCCCACUCACCCCGGGGUGAGGUGAGGUGAGGUGGGGGAUGAACCUGAUUGUACGCUGCUGGUUUCACUUCGACGUGUCUGAAACGAUCCUUAACUCCCUCCAUUAACCACAGACAUCAAACACACCUUUAAAUUUGUACUGAAUAAAACAUGAACUGUAAAUAUG
Lates calcarifer (barramundi perch) is the source of this 3647-nucleotide messenger RNA. It is a transcript of the gene senp6a, whose product is annotated as SUMO specific peptidase 6a. Gene Ontology annotation, molecular function: SUMO-specific endopeptidase activity. NCBI's taxonomy places the organism in Eukaryota, Metazoa, Chordata, Actinopteri, Centropomidae. Gene Ontology annotation, biological process: regulation of kinetochore assembly; regulation of spindle assembly; protein desumoylation. The transcript is spliced from 23 exons. The record is from RefSeq and is a predicted model, not a curated record. Gene Ontology annotation, cellular component: nucleus; cytoplasm. Bases 130 to 3453 code for a protein of 1107 amino acids.